CUGAAAGUCUGCAUUUCUCGUGCUCGGGUAGCAGUUUUUCAGAACCACGAGAAAUGCAGAAUGUCAGCGUCUGAAUAGUCCAAACGGUCCCUCAUUCUCUCAAAGCUGUAUUCACUGGAAAUAGCUUUCAGGCUAUUUCUUCGACAGUAUAAUCUUUAUCUGUCUACAGAUUUAUUCAACAGUAAAAUGUUUUACAUGCACGCACUCCCCCUGUUUUCAGGUUUACGCUGGCUGGGUAAAAAAAAAAAUAAUAAAAAGUAAAAAAAAACAACAACAACAGCCACACAUUAUGGAGAGUGUGAUCUGUUGCACCCUGUCCAUUCUAAACGAAGCAACAGUCGGGUAGCUGCGUUUGCACAAGUAGUUUGUGAUAUAUUUAUGGAGGUCAGUUGAGAUCACCGCCUGACGCAGUCGAUGGUGUAGCCAUGGUGACAACUGUAACAACCUGAGCUGCAUUUGUAUGUCCACCCUUCUGUGAACAGCGUGUGUGUGCUUCUAGCGAAGUCCACCUGUAAAUCAAGACGCCGACUUGAGUUCGGGAGGUUGGCGAGUUUUACGUCCAGCCAGCAGUGAAGACUAUGUCAUGGCUUCCGUGCUGGAGCUCAGUUUCCAUUACAAAAUCCCAACACACCUCUCAGGUGAGAAUGCAGUCAGAGCUGCUCAAAAUAUUUUAGAAAGUCCAAGCCAUCUGGGUGUUCUGUGUAAGAAUUUCUGUACUAACAAAAUGUUUCCUUCAUACAAGUGUAAGAAUAUUCACAUGUUUGACAGAGAACGCGUUGUAGUCGGUCGGUCGGCCGUUGUUGUUGUUGUUUGUUUUUUUUUCAAGCACCUGUAUUCGUCCAUGCUUCUAUCCAUUUUUCGUAGUUAAUCAACUUUCGAUUAAGCGUGUAAAGUCCACCCCUUCAAUAUGUCAUAUCCACCCCUUUAGUGUGAUAUGGAGCCUGUCGCGAAUAAUACUUACAUGUUCCAUAGCAGUGGUGUUUUGUAACCGAGUGGUGGGGUUCUGGACUGACAACAACAACCGUCCAGAAAUCAAACUAAAAAGGCAGGAACCGUCAGCAGAUGCACAACCCUUUUAAUGCACGGACUAGCACAAUGGCCAAAUGACAUCCAGCCCACUACAGUUUAUUCAACAUUUCGUGUUAUUAUCCAUUGCAGUGGCGUGUAUAUCGUCUACUGAUGAUCUGCCCUCAUUUGCAAGAAGCCAAGGCUAUGAACGGGGCCCGCGGAAAGCGGUCCAUUGUGUUUGAGAUCUUCCACGAGAAGUAGUAAAGGAAAGGUCGAGCAUUUCAACAGGUAUGGCGGAUGCUAACAUAUAAUUGACUCAAACAACGAUGUCGUUUUCGAUGAUACAUAAGCGUUUUAAGUGUGUUUACUUCAAACCACGUGUUCAUAUGAUAUGUGCAUUUGGCGUGAUCGCAUGUUGCGUCCUGCUUGCUAUUGCCACUCCUCUAAUUAGAAGAAGUGGACCGCGUACAUUGGGCCGUUCGUGCAGGUCUACAACGUGUUUGGAAUACUUCUUUUACACCAGCCACUCGUCAUCGUGUAGAAGAUCCGACGACAACCACUCAAUACCUGUCUGGCUUCAAGUCGCCCUACAUCAAAGAAGAACCUAUACACCACGCCGGUUACGAGUUUGCUGAUGUGGCCCAAGCGAUCCCCAAAUCUGGCGGCAAAGACACGAGUGAAAUCACGAAACUUGUGAUGAUGGUCGAUGCGCCCUCUUGGCUGAGAGGGUCGAGUUGGGAAUUCUUUGGCGCGUGUCCUGUGUCCGCCUGUGCGCUGUCCUACGUCCGCUCCAACGACAACUUGACUGCCGACGCCGUAGUGUUCCACGAUGUGCCGGAGAAACUGGCGGUUCCUCAACGGACCUCGCCCACACAGGUCUACGUCUUCAUGCACAUGGAGUCGCCUGUUCACACCUCAGAUCGUUACAAAUCUACGCUCUGGAACGCAGCAUUCAACUGGACGUGGUCAUACAGAGUGGAUGCUGACAUUUUUUGUCCAGUCGCUUAUCUAAAGCGUGCUAGAGAGGUGCCAACGCGAGCCUUUCUGCUCAGUUUAAGGAGGAAUAAAACCAAGGCCGUGGCCUGGUUCUCCAGCAACUGCCACGUGCAGAGUCGACGUGACGAGUACGUGGCCCGACUACGUCGGGUGAUCCCCGUCGACAUUUACGGACGGUGCGGAUCCCUGCAAUGCACAGGACCUACGUGUGAGCAGAUGCUGUCUACCGACUACAUGUUCUACCUGUCGUACGAAAACUCCUUUUGUCAAGACUACGUGACGGAGAAGUUUUUUCGGGUGUUUAAAGAGAAUGUGUACGUCGUUCCGGUUGUUCGUGGAGGCGCUGACUACGACAAGUACUUCAUGCGAGGUGUGUACGUCGACUCGGAGUGGUUUGAAAGUCCGGAAGACUUGGGGCGCCACCUGCUGGAGCUGAUGGAGGACGAAGAGACGUACGUGGACAUGCUGUGGCGCAGGGCGCAUUUCCUGUACCACGAGCACGGCAUAGUGGACGCCAAGUGCCAGUUGUGCCACCGACUCCACAACGUCCACAGGUUCGCCAAGACGUGCCCAGACCUUUACGAGUGGAAUCACUGCGACAGAUGUCGGCCAUCGCCUGACUUCUAACUGAAAAAAACAAACAAACAAACAAACAAACAAACAAACAAACAAACAAACAAAAAAAUAAACAACAAAAAAAACAAUUUGUCGGGGAAAGUAAGAAAAUAAAAUAACUACUAUUUGCAGAUUGUUUUAUUUCUACAUUAUAUAGUACAAACACAUAGAUUUAAUUAUUAAUAAACCUAGCUUAUAUUUCUUAUAUUUUUAUUUAGUUUUAGUUCUUUCAUUAAACCACCUUUUAACUAUCAGUAUUUUUUGUAGUAGCAUCCUCAUUUUGAAAACAAAGGGAUGAUGAAGAGAGGUGAGAGAGAGAGACCAGCGCCGUCUGUUGGAUGUUCUGUUUGGAACUGUACUUACCGUGGAGCUUAUUGUGUGACGUGUUUAAUAUUUGACCUCCAGGUUGUGUUCAUGCUGUGUGUAGACACUGACCUUUGACCUGGAGUAGCGUCAUUUUAUUCUGACGUCAACUUAUUCUCACGUCACAACAUGUCAGCUGUGAAGCGCACUGAGCUUGUCCACAGGGGAGAUAACGCGCUGUACAAUGUAUUAUUGUAAGCUGUUAUUAUUAUUAUUAAACAGGUACACAGUACAAAGAACGAUUCAUCAAGCAAACAUCAGCAACCAUAAAGGCAGGCAAGUCCAUAGCAAAAUCAACUAAUAAUAAAAAUAUGUGUUUGGACAUCAAAGCAAUGAGUGACAGAGUAUACUCGGGUACACUUUGGAGAUCCACCCCCACCUCCAACCAACCCUCACCAACGCCUACCCCACGACUUGUCGCGACUCCCUUGUCGAUCGGCAACAGGACCAGGGUGUGCUGCAAGGUGGUGCGCUGUGCCGGGUGGCCGGGUGGGGGUCGGGUGGCGCGUGCGCGCGCAACAAAAGAAAGCGUGCCGAGUGGCGCGGUGGCGGAGGCUGACAAACGCCCAGCGCGCAGUGCGCGGCCAGCGGCGCCAUGGCUACCCGCCCUUGCCAGCGGCUCGAGAACAGCAGGCGUCGACACCCGACAGAGAGAGAGAGAGAGGGGUGGAUGGGUGGUAGAGGUGGGGUGGAGUCUUGCGGUGCACGCCUAUCCCGUUACCUGUGACAGGGUGCGUCUUACAUCUACCUUCACACUUUUUCUCUCCUUUUCUCACCCCCGUGGCUGUACCCCGACUGCAGCUACAAGGUCCUUGGUCACGUGCUCACUCCCCAGCAAGCACUCCACCCGUUUCAGUGGCUUGGCACUCACCUGAAUAUUCCGCACACGUAUCAAUAAUACAUCGCUGCACCCAGUGGCAUCUGAAGCACUCAGUAUCAGUGACAACCGCACCGCCAAUGGCGGACAGGUGUUUUCCCGUGGGUACGAGUUAACUGCAUGUCGGGUAUGACUAGGGUGUGAUUAUAUCUCCCUCCCCCACCCCGGGUGUGAAGGCGUCCCCGUAGUGGGAUGUAGCACGAUGCGGCGUGACACCGGUGUGUCAGGGUGGGCCUUGUGUCGCGAGAAAGGACCGAAUGCCAAAGCAACAAAAGACGCCACUCAAACGUUUUUCUUUUAAAAAUAAUUUUAAAGGUUCUUUUUCGAGCUUAUUGAAGCAUCAAAUUGUUCGUAGUUAAUAAUUUAUAUGUUAAUAAUUCACCACUGGCAUAAUUUUGCACUGUGGCCCUUUGAAACGAGACAUUUCAAGGGAGAGUUUUGUGAACGGUUGUUUCAUGCAAUCAAAAUAUUCAAGGCGAGUGAGACUGGCUUUAUACAAAUAAAGGACGUUUCGA
Pomacea canaliculata is the source of this 4374-nucleotide messenger RNA. RefSeq names its product alpha-(1,3)-fucosyltransferase C-like. Lineage: Eukaryota; Metazoa; Mollusca; Gastropoda; Architaenioglossa; Ampullariidae. The record is from RefSeq and is a predicted model, not a curated record. Gene Ontology annotation, cellular component: membrane. Bases 1705 to 2631 code for a protein of 308 amino acids. The transcript has 3 exons. Gene Ontology annotation, molecular function: alpha-(1->3)-fucosyltransferase activity.